Messenger RNA from Sinocyclocheilus anshuiensis, 1077 nucleotides. RefSeq lists its product as uncharacterized. Bases 151 to 921 code for a protein of 256 amino acids. The transcript has 3 exons. NCBI's taxonomy places the organism in Eukaryota, Metazoa, Chordata, Actinopteri, Cypriniformes, Cyprinidae. The record is from RefSeq and is a predicted model, not a curated record.
AAGGAAGACAAGCUUGUGGAACUGUGGCAGGAGGAACGUGUACUAUAUGACGUGGCCUGCAGUGUGUAUCACGAUAGAAUUCGAAAGGAUGAUGUUUUACAGCGUAUUGCGCAAGAACUUGAUCUCUCAGUGCAGGAUGUGCAGACUAGAAUGGCUACACUAAGGACGCAGUUUGGAAAGAUCCUUAAAGGAAAACCAAGUGGUAGUGUAUUAACACUGAUGACAUCAAGGCAAAAGUGGAUAUUCCAACACUUGCAAUUCCUGAAGCCAUUUGUUUUACACAGACCAAGUGAAACUAGCUUGGAACCUGAACCUGAUACUGCUGCUGAAGAACAGGAGGAAAUUGAAAUGGAAAAUGAAAUUGCUGUGUCUCCAGAUUUACAGCAGAGUUCCCAGCAGUUCCCUUUUUCAGAUGCAGCUUGUGGAAAUGAUUCGCCUGCCUCCGAAGCUCCUGCCUCUACAGCUCUUGUCACUCCACGACAUUGCUCAGCACAACCAUUGCGUCGUGUGAGGUACAGAUCUAAGACAAAUGACAACAACAUUGAACUACAAAAAAUAGCUAUACUCAGUAAGGUUGCAGAGAAGAUUUCAAACAGAGAGGACAAAGGAGAGUAUUCUUUUGGGAAACAGGUCGCAGAGGAGCUUGGCCGGAUCAAAAACCCCACUCUAGUAUUGCGAUUGAAGCGAUCUAUAAUGUCUCAGAUUUAUGAUGCCCAAGAAAGUGAAUUGUCACCGCAUCCUGUGCAAAGUCACCCAGGCUUCCCAAUGCCUGGAAAUUACUAUUCUCAUCAUUCAACAUACCUUACUUCUCCAUCAUCCUCAGUACCCAAACCAGCACCACCCCCGUUACUUUCCCAGCAAGCAUACUCAUUUUUGCCUCAGCCGGAUGAUACUGGUUGCCGUCAGCUACAGGAUCUUUAGUUUAAUGUUUAUCAUUAUUCUUUUUGUUAUUUAUUUAUUUACUUUGAACUUAAGUUUGAGGGCUAUUCAGUGGAGGGCUAUUCUAUGUUUUUAUUGGAAUUAUUUACAUAUUUUUUCCAACAGUGUUCUGUAGUGGAUUUAUUUGAGAAUGUUUGA